AUGCAUCACGGUGGUGGGUAUGGUGCUGGUCCACAGGAGCGUGUCCACCAGGUAUCGAGAGCCUCGGGGACGACUAAUGUCGAUGGCAAAUGCCCUUACGACACUUAUCCCACGACGAUACCCGACUGCUGCGCUGCUGCCGCUGCUGCUGCCGCUGGACAGGAGCCGUAUCCGAGACCACCGAGUGCUUAUGACGGACGGUGCUAUGACGAGUGUCACAGGAUUCGGGGAAAUUUUCCGGAGGAAAAUUUCAGCCAGGAUGUACCGCCAGCCGGUUUACAUCGUCCCCAAUCUCGUGUGGGAUACGACGAUCAGCGUCCCCAAUCACGAGUCGGUUACACAAGUGACUCAAGAUGCCCGAGUCGUCUCGGCUACGACGACACCGGUGGUGGGUAUCUCGAUCAAAGUGAUCCGAGAAUGUACUGCACCGGCACUUACUGCAUGGGUGACACGAUGAUGGCGACUGCCAGGGGCGUAUGCGGCGAGGAGGUAGAGCUCGAUAUGCGGAGGCAUAUUCAAGCAUGCGCCUGCACCUGCAAUCACAUGGGCUAUGGUAACUACAUGGACUAUCAGACAACGUGCCUAACAGAACUACCAGAUGUUGCACCGUGUAAUGGUGCUGUACGACUACCACCACCUUGUGAAGAGUCACCGAGCUCUGGCAGCAGCAAAGACCGCAGAGAGAGUCCGAGGAGAAGGUGUCGUGUAUUGGCACCAAUAUUCCUGCUCAUUGGUGCAUUGUUACUGGGUGGACUGUGCCUCCCACUUCUCCUGCAAUCUGCCCCAGCUACACAUCAGCAGAGGCUCGAUGUUAUCAGGAGAAUUCUCACUGAAGUGCCUCUCAUUGAUGGGCACAACGAUCUGCCCUGGAACGUGAGAAAGUUUGUACACAAUCAACUUGGUGAAGUGAAUCUCAGCAGUGACCUGGGCAGAGUUGACCCUUGGGCCAGGUCUGACUGGAGUCACACCGAUAUACCGAGAUUGCGCGCCGGUCUCGUUGGAGCACAGUUUUGGUCAGCGUAUGUACCGUGCGGUGCGGCCCAACUCAACGCUGUUCAGCUGUCUCUCGAACAAAUUGAUGUUAUACGGAGGCUGGCGGAAAUGAAUGCACAGCAUCUGACUCUCGUUACAUCUGUAAGAGGUUUGAUCGAGGCGCACAGAGACGGUAAAAUAGCGAGCCUCAUCGGUGUGGAGGGUGGCCAUUCCCUCGGCAAUUCCCUGGGGGUACUCAGGACGUUUUACGGACUCGGAGCACGCUACCUAACGCUGACGCACGCCUGCGACACAUCCUGGGCAGUCUGCUCCGUUGGUGAAACAAACAACACUCAGGAUAAUGUGCCAGGGCUCAGUGAGUUUGGAAAGGCAGUCGUAAGGGAGUUGAACAGACUUGGCAUGCUGGUGGAUCUCUCUCACGUAUCUACGAGAACUAUGAGGGCAGCACUACAGACCACAAGAGCGCCGGUCAUAUUCUCUCACAGUGCAGCACGGGCACUAUGCAAUUCCAGUAGAAACGUGCCUGACGACGUGCUCAGAAAUCUGGCUAAGAACGGCGGUGUUGCCAUGAUACCUUUUUAUACGUACUUCAUAACUUGCAACAGCACAGCGACGAUAAAAGACGUGAUCGCUCACAUCAAUCAUAUAAGAAAGGUAGCUGGUAUCGAUCACGUGGGCAUUGGGGCUGGUUUCGAUGGAAUAAAUUUUACGCCGACCGGUCUGGAGGACGUAUCGAGAUAUCCCCAGCUAUUGGCAACACUACUGGAAGACCCCGCGUGGACCGAGGAGGACAUAAAGAAACUCGCCGGCCUCAAUUUACUGAGGGUUUUCACCAAGGUUGAGCAGGUGAGAGAUGAGUGGCAGAGGGCUGCUGUUCUACCAGUUGAGAAAAUAAGUCCACCCGAUAAUUCUGCCUGCGCAUAUGGCGCAUCCUGAUCCACUUUAAAGACA
Molecule: messenger RNA, 1944 nt
Organism: Diachasma alloeum
Lineage: Eukaryota; Metazoa; Arthropoda; Insecta; Hymenoptera; Braconidae
Product: dipeptidase 1
Exons: 12
Coding region: 1-1929 (642 amino acids)
Biological process (GO): proteolysis
Molecular function (GO): metallodipeptidase activity
Source: RefSeq, a predicted model, not a curated record